Molecule: messenger RNA, 657 nt
Organism: Ogataea parapolymorpha DL-1
Lineage: Eukaryota; Fungi; Ascomycota; Pichiomycetes; Pichiales; Pichiaceae
Exons: 1
Coding region: 1-657 (218 amino acids)
Source: RefSeq, a predicted model, not a curated record
AUGAAGCACGAGCAGGACAUACUACACCGCCAGUCACCACACCCAUCGCCAUCCGCCCUCUCGCAGCCUUUCCGGUACCCCAUUCUAAAUCAAGCGUCCCAUGUCAUCUCUCAGCUGCAAAUUUCGCAUUUUCUUGCAAAUGACUUGAUUGACUUGUACUUUCAAACUCCGUUUCCAGUCAUGAUCCUCAACCCAAACCAGAUUCUUACCUCGGAUCCACACAGAGUGCGGAAAAUUAACGAGGGGUUCAUUCUGUCUAUGCUUCUCUGUGGAGCGGCACUUUUGCAACUCUCUCCAUCACCAUCUAUUUCCAAAGAGUCCUCGCUAGGACUGCUAGACAUGUUGUUUUUCAAAACAAACAGCUUCUUACAAAGUUCAACCAAAUUGGACCACGAUGACAUUAUCUCAUACAUAAAUCUUGUCAGAGCAUACACGAUGGUUGGCGGCAUUCAUGAGGCCAUUCAAGUAAUUGACCAGGCUAUCAGCCUCGCUUUAAAGCUUAAAAUCAAUGUCGAGGACCCAUCGGAGUACCACACAUUGACGGAAGAGAAGAGAAGAGCCUGGUACUGCCUGGUCACCCUAGAGGCAGAGCUUAAACACGGCUCACGUCAUCCUUUCCUCACUAGAAAUAUGUCUAGCUCAUUUUCCUCCCUAUAG